CGUUGCGUCUCUCUCUCUCUAAGCUCACAAGAAUCUCACUAUUUUCGCCUCAAUCUAAUUGUAGAAUCCCUUCUGGAGAUUUAUUUUUUUUUUUCUUGAAGAGCACGGGUCAAAGUUCCCAUCUUUCUCCCCAUAUAUAUACACACACACACCAAACAAAGAGAUCCCUCCUGGUUUACAGAGAGAAAAAAAGCCAUACGAUGGAAAACGAGGAGAGAGAAACAAGAAGGGCGAAGAAGGGGGAAGAUGAGAGAGUGCCGUUCUAUAGGCUGUUCGCGUUCGCAGACAGAGACGACGUGGCGUUGAUGAUGGUGGGGAGCAUCGCCGCCGUGGGAAACGGCUUCACUCAGCCGAUGAUGACUCUCAUCUUCGGCCAGCUCAUCAAUUCCUUCGCCUCCUCCGAUCCCCACCACGACUUCGUCCGCCAAGUCUCUAAGGUGGCUGUGAAGUUUCUGUACCUUGCGUUCUACUCUUGCGUCGUCUCCUUCCUCCAGGUUUCGUGCUGGAUGGUGACAGGGGAGCGUCAGUCCGCCAGGCUUCGCGGUCUGUACCUCAAAACGAUACUAAGACAAGACAUUGCCUUCUUUGACACAGAGACAAACACAGGCGAAGUCAUCGGCAGAAUGUCUGGAGACACCAUUCUCAUCCAGGACGCCAUGGGAGAGAAGGUCGGGAAGUUCAUACAGCUUAUCUCAACGUUCAUUGGAGGAUUCGCCAUCGCUUUUGUAAAGGGAUGGAGAUUAACUGUCGUUCUCCUUGCGUGCAUUCCUCUACUUGUGGCCGCAGGAGGAACAAUGGCCCUGAUCAUGUCGAAAAUGGCUGGUCGAGGCCAACUCGCUUACGCAGAAGCUGGAACCGUGGUUGAACAGACUGUCGGAGCCAUCAGAACGGUUGUCGCAUUCACGGGAGAGAAAAAGGCCGCGGAUAAGUACGAAAGCAAGCUGAUGAUCGCGUACAAGACCACCGUUCAACAAGGUCUGAUCUCUGGUCUAGGCCUCGGCACUAUGCUCACCGUGAUCUUCUGCAGCUAUGCUUUAGCGGUCUGGUACGGUGCCAGGCUGAUUUUGGACAGAGGGUACAAUGGUGGCCAAGUCAUGAACGUGAUUUUCGCCGUCAUGACCGGAGGAAUGUCGUUGGGGCAGACAUCGCCAUGCAUGAACGCAUUCGCGGCAGGUCAAGCUGCGGCCUACAAAAUGUUCGAGACGAUCAAGAGAAAGCCGACAAUCGACCCUUACGACAAGAAUGGGGUUGUAUUGGAGGAGAUCAGAGGCGACAUCGAGCUGAAAGAUGUCCACUUUAGGUACCCAGCGAGGCCGGAUGUUCAGAUAUUCUCGGGAUUCUCGCUGUUCGUCCCGAGCGGGACAACUGCAGCUCUGGUGGGUCAGAGCGGGAGCGGGAAAUCGACGGUGAUCAGUCUGAUUGAGAGGUUCUACGAUCCAGAAGCAGGGGAAGUGAUGAUCGAUGGCGUGAACUUGAAGAAUCUUCAGCUGAGUUGGAUGAGAAGCAUGAUCGGUUUGGUUAGUCAAGAACCGAUACUUUUCGCAACGACGAUCAGAGAGAACAUUGCAUACGGCAAGGAAAACGCAACGGAGAAUGAGAUUCGAACAUCAGUCGAGCUCGCUAACGCUGCCAAAUUCAUCGACAAGCUCCCUAAUGGGCUGGACACGAUGGUUGGAGAGCAUGGGACGCAGCUAUCGGGAGGGCAGAAGCAGAGGAUUGCAAUCGCAAGGGCCAUUCUGAAGAACCCUAAAAUCCUACUACUGGACGAAGCGACCAGCGCUUUGGAUGCGGAAUCCGAGCGCGUGGUUCAGGACGCGUUGGCUAACGUCAUGACGAGCAGAACCACCGUCGUGGUGGCUCACCGACUCACAACCAUCAGAUCCGCUGAUAUGAUCGCGGUCGUCCACCAGGGCAAAAUCGUCGAGAAAGGAACUCAUGAGGAUCUUAUCCGAGAUCCAGAGGGAGCGUAUACUCAGCUUGUCCGCCUUCAAGAAGGAGCCAAGGAAGAAGACGACCAUUCCUCAAAGAAACCAGAAAUGAGCUUCGACAGUGAGAGAUCGAUUAGCCAAACCGGAAACCAGAAACAUUCAUCGUUUAGAAGAUCGGUUAGCAGGAGCUUUUCCAGCGGUCGUCGUUCCUUCACCCGCACAUCCAAUGGAAUUCCAGAAUUGAUUAACAUGUACCGGUUAACCGAUCUUCAUCAAGAUGAUGAAACCGGCUCUCCCCAAGAAACCGCCGUCAAACGUCGCAAGAAAGUGUCCCUGAAAAGGCUCGCUUACCUUAACAAACCGGAGAUUCCGGUUCUGUUGCUAGGUUCGGUCGCGGCAGCGGUUCACGGUGUAGUGUUCCCGAUCUUUGGUUUGCUGCUCUCGAGCUCUAUCACGAUGUUCUUCGAGCCCCCAAGAGAGUUAAAGAAGGACUCACGCUUCUGGACGCUCAUAUACAUUGUCCUCGGGAUAAUGAACUUGAUCGCUAUCCCGAUCCAGAACUAUUUCUUUGGCGUGGCUGGUGGAAAAUUGAUCAAACGUAUCCGUUCAUUGUCGUUCGAUAAAGUCGUGCAUCAAGAGAUCAGUUGGUUCGACGAUCCCGCAAAUUCGAGUGGGGCGAUCGGGGCGAGAUUGUCGACGGAUGCUUCCACGGUGAGGAGUCUGGUGGGGGAUACGUUGGCGUUGAUAGUGCAGAACGUAGCGACGAUAAUCGCUGGCCUAUUCAUAGCCUUUACAGCUAACUGGAUAUUAGCCUUCACAGUUCUAGCCGUCUCGCCUCUGAUGAUCCUCCAAGGUUAUUUCCAGAUGAAGUUCCUAACUGGAUUCAGCGCAGAUGCGAAGGUGAUGUACGAAGAGGCGAGUCAGGUGGCGAACGAUGCAGUGAGCAGUAUAAGGACGGUGGCUUCUUUCUGCUCAGAGGGUAAAGUGAUGGACCUUUACCAGAAGAAAUGCGAAGGACCGAAGAAGCAUGGUGUCCGGUUAGGGCUCGUGAGCGGUUCCGGUUACGGGUUCUCUUUCUUGGCGCUCUACUGUAUCAACGCCUUCUGCUUCUACAUCGGCUCGGUUCUGGUUCAACAUGGGAGGGCCACUUUCGGUGAAGUCUUCAGGGUGUUCUUUGCAUUGACGACUACCGCCAUUGGAGUGUCCCAAACGAGUGCCAUGGCACCGGACACGACCAAAGCCAAGGAUUCUGCCGCUUCUAUAUUCGAUAUUCUGGACGGUAAGCCGAAGAUCGAUUCCAGUUCGAACGAGGGGACGACUUUACCGAUGGUGAAAGGCGACAUCGAAUUCUGUAACGUCAGUUUCAGGUACCCAACGAGACCAGACAUCCAGAUAUUCCGAGACUUGUCCCUGACUAUCCCCUCCGGCAAGACCGUGGCCCUUGUUGGAGAGAGCGGAAGCGGGAAGUCUACGGUGAUAAGCCUGAUCGAGAGAUUCUACGAUCCGGAUUCAGGCAAGGUACUGCUCGACCAGGUCGAGAUACAGACCUUCAAACUGAGCUGGUUAAGACAACAGAUGGGUUUGGUUAGCCAAGAACCAGUUCUGUUCAACGAGACUAUACGAGACAACAUCGCCUAUGGGAAAACAGGUGGAGCUACGGAGGAAGAGAUCAUAGCCGCAGCACAAGCGGCCAAUGCCCAUAACUUCAUCAGCUCAUUACCUCAGGGAUACAACACAUCGGCUGGUGAACGAGGAGUCCAGCUCUCGGGAGGCCAGAAGCAGCGGAUAGCAAUCGCCCGGGCCAUUCUCAAGGACCCGAAGAUUCUUCUGCUGGACGAAGCCACCAGUGCAUUGGACGCAGAGUCUGAGCGGGUGGUCCAGGACGCGCUUGACAGGGUCAUGGUGAACCGGACCACCGUAGUGGUGGCUCAUCGGCUGACCACCAUCAAGAACGCUGAUGUGAUCGCCGUUGUAAAGAAUGGAGUGAUUGCUGAGAAGGGACGGCAUGAUUCGCUCAUGAGGGUCUCUGAUGGUGCUUACGCCUCACUGGUGGCUCUUCAUAUGAGUGCUAACUGAGGAUAGACCUAAAGGAAAACAUAUAUAGAACAUAUUUCCAGACGAAUGAUUCUUCAUUUUUUUUUCCUGC
Messenger RNA from Tarenaya hassleriana, 4074 nucleotides. RefSeq names its product ABC transporter B family member 9. Gene Ontology annotation, biological process: transmembrane transport. Gene Ontology annotation, cellular component: membrane. Lineage: Eukaryota; Viridiplantae; Streptophyta; Magnoliopsida; Brassicales; Cleomaceae. The transcript has 11 exons. Bases 201 to 4004 code for a protein of 1267 amino acids. Gene Ontology annotation, molecular function: ATP hydrolysis activity; ABC-type transporter activity; ATP binding. The record is from RefSeq and is a predicted model, not a curated record.